AUGUUAAAAAUUUAAAGAUCUAAAAGUUGUGAUGCAAUUUUAAUAACUUUGAAAAAUCUUGAUAAAGGGGAUAAUUAAUCAUAAUUAUCUUUUAGAGUCUAUGAUAACUCAACAGUGUUUGAUUUAAUAGUUCACAUCUAGAAAACUCAACAAGUAGAAGUUUAAAUAUAAUUAUAUUUUGAAUAAAAUGUCUAGUUUAUGGGAGAUAUGAAUUAAUAUAUAAUAGACAUUAUAAAAAGAACAAGAAAUCGUAGUUUUGGAUAUCGAAUAUAUUAGUAAUAAUUCUAAUCGAAAUCAGAGUCUCUAAAAAUCAAUUAAUAAGGACAUUCUGAAAUUCAAUACUAAAAAAGAAUAAUGGCUACUUAAAUUCCCAUUUAAUAAUACUCUUAUGAAAAUUUUACUUAUUCCCAAUUAUAAAAUAAAUUUGAUCAAAAUUCAAUUAAAAAUAAAGAAAAUUAUCCUGACCAGAAUGACGAAAAUUUAUUAUAAGCAUAGAAUAAUUAGGAUCAAUACUAAUAAUUCAUGAAUCUAUCAGAUAAACAAAAAAAUUUGGCAAUAAAUGAAUAAUAGUAAAAUAAUUACGAUGGAUAAAAUAUGUACAUUCUUAACGCUAUUUAGGUUUCAAAAUAAAGCUUUUAAAGAGUUGGAAUUCGAGAAUCAAACUUUACAAUAAUCUAACCAAAUUUUAGAAAAUAAAAUUCAAUAGUUGAUUCAAGAAAAUAGUAAAUUUUAAUCUGAAAAUCAAUUUUUAAAAAAUAGAUCAAACUUUUUGUAAGGAAAAGAAAUUUCCCCAUUAUCACAAAAAAUAAAAGAGAAUCGAUUGUCUGAAUCUAUAUCCUUCACUAAUAAAUGUAGUCAUCAAAUAAAAGAGCGAAAUUUAGAGGAAAUUUUAAUAAAAGCAUUACAUAAUAAAUAAAUAGCAAAAUGUCUUUAAUGCAAUAAAAAUAUUAGCAAUAGUUUAUGUAGAUAGAUAAAAAUUUAUGGUGUUUAAUAUAUUGAGAUGAAGAAUUAAUUAGAUUUUUAAAACUUAAUUCUAUGUAUUCAAAAAUAAGAUAAAAAUCUAAAGUUAGUUGAAUGUUCUAAUUACCGUUGUGAUUUUGUAUGUAUUUGGUAAUAAAAAUUGCCAAAUUAAUAGCCGAAAGGGUUUUGCAUUAAUUGUCUUCAAUAUAGUGUGGAAUAUCCUCCAUAUAAAAGUAAAUCAUUUGCUGCUCUAUUAUCAAAAAAAGGAAUUAAAUGA
Messenger RNA from Paramecium sonneborni, 1237 nucleotides. NCBI's taxonomy places the organism in Eukaryota, Ciliophora, Oligohymenophorea, Peniculida, Parameciidae. The record is from the annotation of a GenBank genome assembly.